This is a messenger RNA of Dioscorea cayenensis subsp. rotundata (Guinea yam), 1384 nucleotides long. Its product is annotated as metacaspase-1-like. Gene Ontology annotation, molecular function: cysteine-type endopeptidase activity. The record is from RefSeq and is a predicted model, not a curated record. Lineage: Eukaryota; Viridiplantae; Streptophyta; Magnoliopsida; Dioscoreales; Dioscoreaceae. Gene Ontology annotation, biological process: proteolysis.
ACCCUUCCAUUAAAAGAAGCGUUUUUCCAACGCCGGCGCCACCACUCGCUUCUUCAUCUCCGUCGAACCCUAGCACCGGAGAUCCGAUCAUGUUGAUGCUCAUCAACUGCUCUCACUGCCAGACUCCCCUGCAGCUCCCGCCGGGAGUCAAGUCCAUCCGCUGCGCGCUCUGCCAUGCCGUCACGCAUGUCGCUGACCCACGCUCGGUGGUGCCAUCGCAUUCUCCGGCGUCCUCCCAAAGUUUUCGCCCCUCCGCCAUCACCAUAUGGAGCACCACAGGGCCCCCUCCGUCGGUACAUGGCCGGAAGCGUGCGGUGAUCUGUGGGAUCUCGUAUCGUUUCUCUCGCCACGAGCUCAAGGGAUGCAUUAAUGACGCCAAGUGCAUGAAGUAUCUUCUUAUCAACAAGUUCCGGUUCCCGGAGUCGUCGAUCAUCAUGCUCACUGAAGAAGAGACUGAUCCGAAUAAAAUACCAACUAAGCACAACAUAAGGAUGGCACUUUUCUGGCUUGUGCAAGGUUGUCAACCGGGGGAUUCGUUGGUGUUUCACUACUCAGGCCAUGGUUCACAACAGAGGAAUUAUAAUGGCGACGAGGCUGAUGGAUAUGAUGAAACUCUUUGCCCACUGGACUUUGAAACCCAAGGAAUGAUUGUUGAUGAUGAAAUCAAUGCAACCAUUGUCAGACCACUGCCUCAUGGUGCAAAGCUUCAUGCCAUUAUAGAUGCUUGUCACAGUGGGACUGUUCUUGAUCUUCCGUAUCUCUGCAGGAUGGAUAGGAAUGGUCAAUAUUGGUGGGAAGAUCAUCGUCCACCAUCCGGUGUUUGGAAGGGCACACAUGGUGGUGAAGCUAUUUCCUUCAGUGGUUGUGAUGAUCACCAAACAUCUGCUGAUACCUCGGCUCUUUCAAAGAUCACCUCAACCGGUGCGAUGACAUUUUGUUUUAUUCAAGCCAUUGAACGGGGGCAUGGGGCCACGUAUGGAAGCAUACUCAAUUCAAUGAGAACAACCAUCCGAAGCACUGGUGAUGCAACGGGUGGCGGUCCUGUUACAUCACUCAUCACAAUGUUGUUGACAGGAGGCAGCCUUAGCAGUGGCGGCUUGAGACAGGAGCCACAACUUACGGCUGGUGACAUGUUUGAUGUUUAUGCGAAGCCUUUCUCUCUUUAGUGGUACUGGGUAAUCCUCUAUCUGAUUAUUUUCUCGCAGCUUGGGCAUCUUGCUUGCUUGUGCUUGUAUAGUUUGUAUCAGUCUGGCAGUACUAAUUUUUUACAUAUAUGACAAUAUUCAUUCACAAACUCAUGUAUUUGGGAUGUAAACUUAUUUUUCACUACAUGUGAGGACAGCAUUGAAAAAUCAGAUUGUCGAUAAGAUGAAUUUUGCAAUAA